AUGUUGCGUGGCUGCCAAAUACAGCUCCACAGAGUGGGGAUGAGUGCCGAAAGUGUUUGUGAGGGUAUUUUGUGUGAUGGGCAAUACAAGGUUUGUGGUUGCGUCUCGGGGGCCAAGAGUACGAAAUGGACACUAACAAUCGUCAUAUCCGCUGAUAAGCUCAAGCAAUACGACGAGUUCACUAUAACCAGUAACUAUGUCACUGAGCUUUUCGUCACAGCAGCUGCUCGGAGCAUCAAAGAGACUCAGUUGGAUAUGUUCGCUCUGGAGGAUCGGGCUGAUGAAGUGGUGGCUACUAUAAAUCGUAAUGGUGGCUUUACCAUCUGCUUAUGGAGUAAGGCGGCCACUACCGAUAACGAGAUGCAUAAGCCACUUCGCCACCACCUCUUCAUGUUGUCUCCAACCUCGUUCGAGCGAGAUUUGGAAAACCUUAAAUACAACGGUGAGCCUGUUCGCCAACUGGGCAAUGGCAACAAUGAUAGGCAAGCUGGUAAUGGUGGCAACAAUGACAGCCAAGCUGGUAAUGGUGGCAACAAUGAGAUUACUAACGGCGGGAACAACCAGGCUACUAAUGCCCGCAACAAUCAGGCUGCUAGUGACGGCAAUCAGCCUCGUCGUAGCGCCAACAACAAUGUCGGAAAUGCAUCCAGAGCGGGUAGCGUCAGAAUAAUCCUCCAGCCUACGUUCCAUUCGCCGGCUCGGUGUUUGACCCACGGAGACAACUUCCCCAAAAUAACGACCGAGAUGGCUCCGGAGAUAAUGAGGAUCAACAUAGAUCCGAAGAGAGCGUUGUGUCGACAGGCUGAGUAUCGACUAGAGCAAUUUUGCAAGCAUGACUUUUGA
Molecule: messenger RNA, 843 nt
Organism: Perkinsus marinus ATCC 50983
Lineage: Eukaryota; Perkinsozoa; Perkinsida; Perkinsidae
Exons: 5
Coding region: 1-843 (280 amino acids)
Source: RefSeq, a predicted model, not a curated record